Messenger RNA from Gracilinanus agilis (Agile Gracile Mouse Opossum), 1688 nucleotides. It is a transcript of the gene UMAD1, whose product is annotated as UBAP1-MVB12-associated (UMA) domain containing 1. The coding region runs from base 101 to 514 and encodes 137 amino acids. Lineage: Eukaryota; Metazoa; Chordata; Mammalia; Didelphimorphia; Didelphidae. The transcript is spliced from 4 exons. The record is from RefSeq and is a predicted model, not a curated record.
CGGGAACGCGGUCGGGCUAGGCACCGAGGUGCGGGGGCGGCAGGUGUAGGACGCGCCUCGGAGGACUGGAAGAGGACCGCAGGACAGGAGGUGGCCAGCUAUGUUCCACUUCUUCCGGAAGUCCGUGGAGUCUAAGAAGGGGCUGGGGCCGGGGCCUGAGAGAGAAGCAGACGGCUUUGUCCUUUUGGGUGACCCGGCAAAUGAGCAGAGAACAUCACCCCGAAGUAGCCCUCCGGCGGGAGCACAACAGCCUUCAGAGACAGACAUGGGAAAGCCCCCGUGUGGGAGCGCGCCAGGCCCUCGGAAGGACGACGCAGGCCCCAGCGUGGAGGGCUGCAGCGUCGUGGUGGAGCUGCUCAGGGACGUGCCCUUCACCUUGGCGCCACACGUGCUGGCAGUGCAGGGCACCCUGGGCGACCUUCCGCAGCAGCUGCUGAGCUCCCGGGUCAGCGACGACCUGUCGCGCUUCUGGUACGACUUCACCCUGGAGAACUCGGUGCUUUGUGACCCCUAGCGAGCAGCGCCUCCGCCUAUAAAGCCUCCCCUCGCUCCGUGCUCUCGUGUCAUUCUUUCUGUCCGCAGCCCGGCGCUGCUCCACUUCCAGGUACUCACUCCAGAAGCAGCCUCUGCCCUGUGGGAGGACGGACGGACGGACGGGUGUCUGCACGUCCUUCUCCAUGUCCUUCUCCACGUCCUUCUCCAUGUCCUCGGGCCAACAGGUGGCCGGGCUCCAUCUGACCUGCUGAGCCUGUCCGCCAGGUUCUCGCUCGAUCUCCCUCGGUGUUUGUCCAUCCAUCGCUCUUUCCUUCCCCUUCCUCCCUUUGCUUUUUCAUGGACAUUUCCUCGGCUGCUUCCUCAUGGGAGAGAGCGCUGGACUUAGAGCCGGAAAGAGCCGAGUUCAAAUGUGGCCCUAGAUCCUUGUUUAGCUACAUGACCCUGGACGAGUCACUGAACCGCUGCCUGCCUCAAUUUCCCCUGUGAAAUGGGAUGAACAGAGCGCGUGCCUCCCCGUUGUCGCUUCGCAGACCUUGGGGUGCCGCACGCACAUGCCUCCGAUGUCCCCGGAGCGACACUGUUUUUGCACAGAUCAGCCGCUGCUCGUCGGCCUCUCUGGAGUGACGGAUCACCCGUGGCCACGGUGUCGUCACUCCGGGAGGCCCAGCUCCUUCCUUCUCAGGCGUGGGGCAGAGGUCCGUCUCCUCCAGCCAACGGCUCCUUGGGGACAUCGCCUGGGGAGCACGUGAGGGCUCCCGGGGGCCCCCCAGAACUUGGCCCGGAGCCGCCAUCGUCCUGUCCACCGUAGGGACCCGGAGAGGGCAGCUGUGCUCGCGGGCUUCGUGUCGGCUGGACAAGUCACCAGAGUGGUCAGUGGAGCGCCUAUCGCGGCCAAGUGGGCCUUCUUGGGAAAGGGCCGCUUGGGCUGUGUGACCAAGCAGAGAGCUGCAUCCUCUAAUCAAACUGAGCCCAGAAAAUGUGACGCCGUUUGGGUCAUCGGUUCUUAGAACCGAGGCUUUUCUCAGACGCACCCUCAGAUCUAGUUUUACACUUCAGCCUUUUUCCUGAACACUGUUUUGUCAGAUCUUGUCUAAAAUACUCAUCAUUUCCUCCGUCUCUGUUACGGUGUCAAGUGCUAUGAUUUGCAGAAAACAUUUCUGAUUCUAUUAAAAUGAGAAUUAAAAUACGAAACA